Hemibagrus wyckioides is the source of this 8308-nucleotide messenger RNA. RefSeq names its product E3 ubiquitin/ISG15 ligase TRIM25-like. The transcript is spliced from 6 exons. Bases 4607 to 6304 code for a protein of 565 amino acids. NCBI's taxonomy places the organism in Eukaryota, Metazoa, Chordata, Actinopteri, Siluriformes, Bagridae. The record is from RefSeq and is a predicted model, not a curated record. Gene Ontology annotation, molecular function: zinc ion binding; protein binding.
GUGGAGCAUGUCCCUGAAUACUUCAUUUAUCAUGGAUUGAAACACUGCAGGGGCGUUAGUGAGUCCAUAAGGCAUGACUAAGUACUCAUAGUGUCCAUUAGUGGUGUGAAAAGCAGUUUUCCAUUCAUCUCCAUCUCUUAUCCUGAUCAGAUUGUAGGCACUGUGCAGAUCGAGUUUAGUGAACACUUUGGCCCCUUGUAGCUGUUCGAGGGCGGCUGGAACUAAGGGGAGAGGAUAGGGGUAAGGCACUGUGAUUGCGUUCAAACCACGAUAGUCAAUGCAUGGCCGGAGCCCUGCAUCCUUCUUUUCCAAAAAGAAAAAGCCUGCCUCCGCCGGAGAUGUAGAGGGCCGUAUAUAACCUGCAGCAAGGGCCUCUUCGAUGUAAUCCUCCAUAGCCUUUUUUUCCAGGAUGGAGAGAGGGUAAACUCGAUUCUUGGGUGGUACGGUGUUGGGGAGGAGUUCUAUGGUGCAAUCCCAUGGUCUGUGUGGAGGGAGCCUGGUCACCUUUUCCUUACUGAAAACCUCCCGUAGGUCGUAGCUGGGCUUUCUAUGGAAGUAGCGAGGCAUGGACAAGGAGUAUGAUUCAGAAAACAGUUCUUUAUGCAGAAAGGGGCCCAUCUUCGGAUGUCAUCGUCCUUCCAGGAUAUGUCUGGGUCGUGAAGUUGCAGCCAGGGAAGGCCCAGUACUAUGGGGUUGGACGGGGAAGAGAUGACAAAGAAAGAUAAUCGUUCAUGAUGGGAUAAUCCGAGUUGGAGGUCAAGGGGUUGUGUUUGAUGAGAAAUGAGACCCCCUCCGAUGGGCUGAUCGUUGAUGGCGGUCACUCUGAGCGGGGGUAUGCAUGGGACUGUGGGGAUGUGGAGAUCGUGCACCAGAGUCUCUUCCAUGAGGUUGACCGCCGAGCCCGAGUCAAUUAAUGCUGUGACAAAAAACUGAGAAUGAGCAAGGAGUAGAUAUGCCGGAAGAGAAACUUUGGAUAAACGUACUAUGGUCUCUACCUGUGACGUAGAUGGUUUUUUGGGACAUCGGAGCACUCUGUGACCGGGUUUCCCGCAGUAGAAGCUGACGUUGAGUUUGGUGCGCCGUUCACGCUCCUCCGCGGUGUCGCGGCAUGCCAUUUCUGCUUGUAAUUCCGGGUUGAGUCCCUCGCGGAAAACUGCCAUGAGAGCUGUCGCAUUCCAUCCCGACUGAGCUGCCAACGUGCAGAAUUUUAUGGCAUAAUCCGCGGCUGUGUCCACCCCCUGGAGCAAUUCCAGCAGCUGUACGGAAACAUCCUUGCCUCCUGCCGGGUAUUCAAACACCUCCUUGAUUAAAUUUGACUUGAGGGUCGGAGUCCCAACUGCUGCUGCCCAAUCUAGCGCUCUGCCGGUUAGUAGGGAUAAUAUGAACGCGCACCUGGUUCUCUCGUUGCUGUAAGCCUCAGGUUGGUGAGCGAAGUAGUUAUCGCAUUGACGAAGGAAACCCCGGUAGCGAUCGGCGGAUCCGUCGAACUCAAAACGAGGAAGUUUGCUGCGAACGUUGUACGCUGGUGCCGCGGCUGCCACUUGAUCCGGUGGCUGUUGCUGGAGCUGUUGGUUAGCGGCUUUCAGUGCGUCGACCUCCGCCUGAUAAGCUUGGAUGAGGACUCGCUGUCACCAUAGCGCAGCUUGCAUAUCUGCUGGACUCAUCUCUGGCGAAGCAUUCUGUAACGUCUCAUCAGAUGUAGGAGUGUUAGAAUCCAUACGCAGAUGUAAUAAAGGACAGAAGGCAAAAUCUUAGUCGAGGUCACGAAGAAACAGGGUCAAAACCAGAAAGCAACACUGUGGACCAAAACACAAAUCCAGAAAUCGAAGUCAAAAGCAAACGGGCAGGGUCAUGCACGAGGUAACUAGACAAUGACUAAAUCAAGGCUUGGCAAGUAACGCUAUAGGAAACAAUGCUUCGCAAUGUGGCUGAGAUAGCGUGCUGCUUAUAUACGUCUCUGGACCGGAAGUGGGCAGAAACGGUUAAUAUUCGGGCGAUGGCUCCCUCUGGUGUUCAGGCCUCGUGACAACAUGUCCAAUCCAUGUUAAUCUGGCCUCUCUAACUUUGUCCCCCAAACAUCCAACAUGAGCUGUCCCUCUGAUGUACUCCUUCCUAAUCCUGUCCAACCUUGUCACUCCCAAAGAGAACCUCAACAUCUUCAGCUCUGCUACCUCCAGCUCUGACUCCUGUCUCUGUCUCAGUGAUACUGUCUCUAAACCAUACAGCAUGACUGGUCUCACCACUGUCCUGUACACCUUCCCCUUGAUUCUUGCUGAAAUUUUUCUAUCACACAGAACUCCCGACACCUCUUCACCCUGUAAUCUUACUGUUCCACUUCCCUCCCUGUCAUUCACACACAUGUACUCAGUCUUACUACGACUGACUUUCAUUCCUCUUCUCUCCAGCGCAAACCUCCACCUCUCCAGGUUUUCCUCCACCUUCUCUCUGCUCUCACUACAGAUCACAAUGUCAUCUGCAAACAUCAUUGUCCAAGGAGUCUUCUGUCGGACCUCCUCUGACAACUGGUCCAUCACCAUAGCAAACAGGAAGGGGCUCAGAGCCGAUCCCUGAUGCAGUCCCACCUCCACUUUGAACUCCUCUGUCUGACCUACAGCACACCUCCCCACUGUCCUGCUCCUCUCAUACAUGUCCUGCACCACUCUGACAUACUUCUCUGCUACUCCUGACUUCCUCAUACAGUACCACAGCUCUUCUCUUGGUACCCUGUCAUACGCUUUCUCCAAGUCUACAGACACACAAUGCAACUCUCUCUGACCAUCCCUAUACUUCAUCAGAAUUCUGAGAGCAAAAAUUGCAUCUGUUGUGCUCUUUCUGGGCAUGAAGCCAUACUGCUGCUCACAAAUUUCCACUACCUUCCUUAACCUAGCUUCCACUACUCUUUCCCAUAGCUUCAUUGUAUGGCUCAUCAACUGUAUCCCCCUAUAGUUGCUGCAACUCUGCAUGUCACCCUUAUUCUUAAAGAUCGGCACUAAUACACUUCUUCUCCAUUCCUCAGGCAUAUUCUCACUCUCUAAAACCCUGUUAAACAGACUAGUUAAAAAUUCCACUGCUGCCUCUCCUAGACACUUCCAGACCUCCACCGGGAUGUCGUCAGGACCAACUGUUUUUCAUCCUGCUUUUCAUCCUCUUUAAAGCCUUUCUGAAUUCAUACCUUCUUAUCUUAUCUACUUUCUGAUCCACAGAGUUCACCCCUUCUACUCUUUUUUCCCUCUCAUUUUCCUCAUUCAUCAGCUCUUCAAAGUACUCCUUCCAUCUCCUCUGUACACUCUCCUCACUUGUGAGCACCUUUCUACCUCUAUCCUUAAUAACUCUAACUUGCUCCACAUCCUUCCCAUCUCGAUCCCUCUGCCUAGCUUACACUCUCUCCCACUACCACUUUACAGUCACUAAUCUCUUUCAGAUUGCCUCUUCUACAUAGGAUGUAGUCUAUCUGUUUGGUCCUACCUCCACUCUUGUAAGUCACUCUAUGCUCCUCCCUCUUCUGAAAAUAAGUGUUAACCACAGCCAUGUUCAUCCUCUUAGCAAAGUCCACUACCAUCUGUCCUUCAAGGUUCCUUUCCUUAACUCGAAACUUGCCCAUCACCUCAUCACCUGUGUUCCCCUCACCAACAUGUCCAUUAAAAUCUGCUCCUAUCACCACUCUCUCACCCAUGGUCAAACUCUCUACCACCUCAUCUAAUUCACUCCAGAAUCUCUCUUUCUCCACUAUCUCCUUGAACCUCUAACUUCAGACUCAUCACCCUGUCUGACACUCUCUUCACCUCCAGAACAUUCCUCACAAACUCCUCCUUCAGGACCACACCUACCCCAUAUCUCUUACUAUCCACACCAUAAUAAAACAGCUUGAACCCUGCUCCUAUACUACAAACCUUGCUACCCUUCCACCUGGACUCCUGUACACACAGUAUAUCCACCUUCCUUCUCUCCAUCAUAUCAGCCAGCUCUCUACCUUUCCCUGUCAUAGUACCAACAUUCAGAGCUCCUAUUCUCAGCCCUACACUCUUACCUUUCCUCUUCUCUCUCUGUCUACACACUCUCCUUCCUCCUCUACUUCUUCGAGCAACAGUAGCCCAAUUUCCACCAGCGCCCUGUAGGUCAGCGGCGCCGAUGGCAGGCGUUGUUAGCCUCGACUGAUCUGAUAUGAAAUUCAGAGUACUGACGAUUUGCAUGGUUAAAUUUGGCAAUGUUUUACACCAGAUGCACUUCCUGACGCAACCCUCUCUAUUUAUCCGGGCUUGGGACCGGCACAGAAGUCACUGGACUGUGACCCCUAUGGCCAGAUUAGAAAUCACAUGGAAUAAAGUGUUAAAUUGUAAUCAUUGGAAUUUUUCAAUAAGGCCAAAAGUUUGCUGGAGCAGCAGCUACAUGGGUUAUAUUUUUGCACUGAAGGGGGAUGAAAUGGUUAAAAGAGGAGCGUUCAUAACUUCUCUGUGUUUGUGCUCCUCCUCCUUCCUCCCUCCCUCUCUCUCAUGCACACACACACACACACAUACACACACACAUACACACACACACACACACACAGAACCAGGAAGUUUAAGAGAAAAUGAAACAGAUCUCUCUCUCCACGUGUUAGUCUAGGAAAAUGGCUGAAGCCAGUAUUUCGGUAGAUCAGUUUUCAGUGGAUCAGUUCAGCUGUCCAGUGUGUCUGGAUCUCCUGAAGGAUCCGGUGACUAUCCCCUGUGGUCACAGUUUCUGUAAGGUGUGUAUUAAUGGUUGCUGGGAUCAGGAGGAUCAGAAGGGCGUCUACAGCUGUCCUCAGUGCAGAGACACUUUCACUCCAAGGCCUGUUCUACGCAGAAACAACAUGCUGGCUGAAGUGGUGGAGAAACUGAAGAAGACUGAAGUCCAAGCUGCUUCUCCUGCCCACUGUUAUGCUGGACCUGGAGAUGUGGAGUGUGAUUUCUGCACCGGGAGAAAACACAAAGCCGUCAAGUCCUGUCUGAUGUGUGUGACCUCCUUUUGUGAAACUCAUCUGAAACCUCAUUUAGAUAUUCCUGCUUUAAAAAAACACACGUUAGUCGAAGCCUCUGGAAAUCUACAAGAGAAGAUCUGCUCUGAACAUGAUAAAGUGCUGGAGAUCUACUGUCGUACUGAUCAAAGAUGUAUUUGCUCUUUGUGCAUGUUGGAUAAACAUAAAGGCCAUGACGCUGUAUCAGUUACAGCAGGAAGAGCUGAGAAACAGACUGAGCUAAAGGAGGAUCAGAUGAAAUUCCUGCAGAGAAUCCAGGAGAAGCAGAAGAAGGUGCAGGAGCUGAAACAGACUGUGAACACUAUAAAGCUCAGUGCACAGACAGCAGUAGAUGACAGUGAGAGGAUCUUUACUGAGAUGAUCAGCUUCAUGGAGAAAAAGCGCUCAGAGGUGACGGAGCUGAUCAGAGCUCAGGAGAAGACUGAACUGAGUCGAGCUGAACGACUCCUGGAGCAACUGGAGCAGGAGAUUGCUGAUCUUCAGAGGAGAGUCACUGAGCUGGAGCAGCUUUCACACACACACGAUCACAUCCAUUUCCUCCAGGCUUUAGCUUCUGGAUGUCAAUCUCCAUUAAAAAGACCAGAGUUUGACACGUCCAGAAUCACUGUCCCUCAACAUCUGUCAUUUGAUGGAGUGAGGAAUUCUCUCUCAGAUCUGAAGAAGAGACUGGAGGAAUUCUGUGAGGAGGAAUUCAACAAAAUCCCUCCACAUGCUGCAGCAGUUCAGAUCAUUUCACUACCAGAGAUACAGAACAGAGAAGAGUUUCUGAAAUAUUUCUGUUCUCUGACUCUGGAUCCCAACACGACAAAUCCUAAACUCAUUCUGUAUGAGAAGAACAGAGUGGUGAGAGGCAGUGUGAGAGAGCAGCAGUACUCUGAUCAUCCAGAGAGAUUUGACUCCUGGUUUCAGGUGUUGUGUAAGGAGAGUGUGUGUGGACGCUGUUACUGGGAGGUGGAGUGGACCGGUGUUAGAGGUGUGUCCAUAUCAGUCUCAUAUAAAGACAUCAGCAGGAAAGGACCGGGUGAUGAGUGUGGGUUUGGACGCAACAAUCAGUCCUGGAGUCUGUGGUGUUCUUCUUCUCAUUAUUCUUCUCUCUCUUUCCUUCACAACAACACUGAGACUGAUCUCAGAGUUCCAUCAUCCUCCAGAAUAGGAGUUUAUUUGGAUCACAGUGCAGGAAUUCUGUCCUUCUACAGUGUCUCUGACACCAUGAAGCUCCUCCACAGAGUCCACACCACAUUCACUCAGCCUCUACAUGCUGGGUUCUUGGUUUGUUUACGAUCAGAAGUGAGGUUGUGUGAUCCAGAAUAAGAUGUAUCUGGUGUUUUGUGGUCAGUAACAAGUAGAAAUUGUAUCACAAAUGAUCUUAUAGAAAAGUGUUUCAUUUCAACAAGAUUCCACAUUAUAGAGAGAUCGUUCCUGAGCACCAAAGCACUAAAAUGUAAAUCUAAAACACACACACAGAAUAUUCAUUCUUUGUAAUGUGGUAAUCAUUUUAUUAUCCACAGACACUUACAGAAAUAUGUUUUAUAGGUUUUUAACAAUUAAGAACCUUAUUUUAAUGAAACAUUUAUAAACUUUACAAUAUCCUGGUUGUGUAAGUAUGUACAGCUUUAUAAUUGGGGGUGUGUCUGUGUUCAGAAUAAACCAAUCACAUUCAAUCUCAUGUACAAAAGUAAUUAUCAUCAGCUGCAUCAAUGAAAUGAUUCUGAUUAACUCCAAAUAAAGAAGAUUCUGUGGGAUUUUCUUCAUAUCUUCUUGUCUUCAUCUGACCGACUAAAAUAACAGAAGCAGCUUUGAUUUACUGAUAUAUUUAACUUUAUAAACUCCUGACACAAAUAUGAUAUGAAACAGAGAGAGAGAGAGAGAGAGAGAGAGAGAGAGGAAACAGCACAUGGUUCAAACUGUGAAGGGAUUUCAGUCAGAAGUUUUGGAGAUCUGCAGGAUACACAAAAUUAUUCCUGAAAAGAUGAUACACCAGAAGCUGACCACAUGGUUUAAAAUGUUAAAACUUUACUCCUGAUUGUGAAACAGAAAUGUUUUCAGGUCAGAAUGUUAAUGUGGGAAGGGAUUUUGAGUUUAGUUUGGAGUGUUUAUAUCAGACAGUCUGUAUAUAUACAGUCUGUAAAUCUACCCUUUCAGACGUCCUUCUCAUCUAGGGACAGUUUGAUAUUUUCUUAUCAAGUUUUCACUCUAGCCAAAAUGUCUGAAUGCCUUCACAGUCAGGUACCUAUAUCCACUCACUCUGAGAUGCAUGUUUCUUCACAAUACGGGACCUGCAUAGCAACUAUAAUCUCAUCAGAACCAGUAAGGCUGACAAAUGGAAAACCAUCUUUCACAUGAUAGAUGCAAUGGUGUAAAGCACAAUGGUGUUUAGCAGUUGCCAGGAGAACGGUACUUGCCUGACUGCAUUGUGCCAAGUUUAAUAAAUAAAUUUUUGCCAGAUGUGGAACAUGUUUUAGAUUCUACAUAAAGGGAUAAUGCAGGGAAUACAAGUCUGGAAAUCCUUUAAACCUUGGACAUCAACACUCCACCUUUAAGAGAUAAGUUUCUUUGGGGACAACAAUUCAAAAUAUUUUUUGUCUUUUAUAAUCUUUGUGAGCAAUUUUCUGUAAUUCUCUCUGAAGCUGAUUUACUAAUUACAAUAGCCAAGUAUCUACCUAGCUGUUUAACUUGUAUCCCAGAUAUACAUUAUUCAUCCUGGUAUUGUAGUGCCAUCAUUUUUCUUUUCGAGUGAUUGACUGAUAAACCUAAGGUAUCCGAGAACAACUGAAGAGCCUCCAAAAUAACAGAGACCUGAUCUUUAUUCUUCAGAAAUAAAAGUUUCUGCUACUAAUAAAAAUAAAAAAACAGGGAAAUAGGGCACACCUUUCUAAUUCCUCUUCAGACAACAAAACAAGAAGAUAAAGAAUCCCUACUUGAAAUAUUAAUAUUGAAGGGUCUGAUACAUGAAAUCGUGCUAUUGACUUGUAAAUAUCUAAAAACAAAAUUCCUCAUUUAUUAAAUCUGAAUAAUCUAAAAACUCUAAAAGCAGUCUGAUAUUGUUUAAAAUAUUUCUCCACUUCAUAAAUUCAGACUGGGUGAAAGAUAUCAUUUCCUCCAAACAUGCUUUUAAUCUAUUGGCAUAUAAACACGCUAAUAAAUUGUAAUCCCAGUUAAGCAGCAUGAUCGGGCGCCAGUUAUUAGAGUGCAAAAUGUUGUAAGAAAAAUAAAACGUUCUUAAUGAAGAAGUUUAUUGCAUUGUAGCAUUGACAAAAUACAUAAAGUUCUUUGGGUUCACUGGAGUCAAAAACGAACACAGGACAAAUUCUGCUC